AGCUACUGCCUCCACUCCCACUUGUUUGCUCCAACUCAAACCCCCUCUUUUAGGGUAAAAUUAAGUUACUCCACAUUCCAAGUCAUGGAUACGUCCUUUUCUUUCAACCCUUGGUUGGUUUUGUGUCUUGUAUUGGCAGUAGCUGCUGCUGCUGCUCCCAAAGCCCAGUCUCGGGCUUUCUUCAUCUUCGGUGAUUCCCUCGUCGACAAUGGCAACAACGACUACUUGGCCACUACUGCUCGGGCCGACUCUCCUCCUUACGGCAUCGACUUCCCUGGUCAUCGUCCCACCGGCCGGUUUUCUAAUGGCCUUACCAUCCCCGACAUUAUUAGUGAGCAUAUGGGCACAGAAUCGCCAAUGCCAUACCUUAGUCCAAUGCUGAAGCAUGAGAAGCUGCUUGUGGGUGCCAACUUCGCCUCCGCUGGUGUUGGAAUCCUCAAUGACACCGGAAUACAGUUUCUGAACAUAAUCCGAAUAUUUAAGCAAUUGGAGUACUUCGAGCAGUACCAGACGAGGGUGAGUCGUAUGAUUGGGACUGAGCAGACCCAGAGACUCGUUAAUCAAGCAUUUGUUCUCAUAACCCUCGGCGGCAAUGAUUUUGUCAACAACUACUACUUGGUUCCCUUCUCCGCCCGAUCUCGGCAGUAUUCGCUCCCGGACUACGUGCGCUAUCUCAUCUCCGAGUACCGGAAAGUUCUAUCGAGGCUGUAUGAACUGGGGGCUCGACGAGUUCUAGUGACGAGCACCGGGCCGAUGGGUUGCGUGCCGGCGGAAUUGGCGCAGCGCAGCCCCGACGGCCAAUGUGUGGUGGAAUUGCAGCGAGCUGCGAACUUGUUCAACCCACAACUUGCCCAGAUGCUGAAUGCCCUCAACCAACAAAUAGGAAGCGACGUUUUCAUAGCUGCUAAUGCCUUUCGAAUGCACAUGGAUUUCAUCUCAAAUCCUCGAGCAUAUGGGUUUGUGACAUCAAAGAUAGCAUGUUGCGGGCAAGGACCCUACAAUGGGUUGGGACUUUGCACGCUGGCAUCCAACCUGUGCCCCAACAGAGACAUCUUCGCCUUCUGGGAUCCCUUCCAUCCUUCAGAAAGAGCCAACAGAUUCAUAGUGCAGAGGCUAUUGACCGGCUCCGGCGAGUACAUGAACCCCAUGAAUCUCAGCACCAUCAUGGCCUUGGACUCCACCACCUAAUCCUAAUCCUAAUCCUAUCUAUCUAUCUAUCAAUCUAUCCAGUGCCAAUAUAUUUUCUUCUCCACAAAUGCUAUAUAUAAAUAUUUGUCUUAAAUUAAUGGUGUUAGUGUUUUCUUAAUUAAUUGUUGCUUUGCUCUAAAAUGUGAUGAAACUAGAGGAGUACUGUGUGAUAUGCUUCGGUUUCUGCUUCCAUUGUUUGCAUGAUGAUGAUUAGGCAGCUUCAUCAAUAAUAUACAGCGUUUGUAUGAGAGCCCCAGCAAGGAGCUUUCCUUUCAGUUUUGUAUUCCUUCCCUCUUAUUUGUCAAGAAUGUGUUGUGGUGGCCAAUGUACGUACUUUAUGGGGACAUGUGUCUUAAUUAAAGCCAAUAUAUAUAUAUAUAUA
Molecule: messenger RNA, 1570 nt
Organism: Diospyros lotus (date-plum)
Lineage: Eukaryota; Viridiplantae; Streptophyta; Magnoliopsida; Ericales; Ebenaceae
Product: GDSL esterase/lipase At5g33370-like
Exons: 5
Coding region: 85-1188 (367 amino acids)
Molecular function (GO): hydrolase activity, acting on ester bonds
Source: RefSeq, a predicted model, not a curated record